AUGGAGAAAAAACAAAUGUUACUUCAGCAUGACAGAGGGGCUUUUGCGAAAAUCAGAGACAGAUACUACCGGAAUUUUGCCUCGUCCAGUGCAGUUAGCGUAGUGAAAUCAAUUGCCAUCUUGGGAGGUUGUCCCAAAGACAAAACAGGAAGGAAAGAAAAGGCCACCAAAGUUUCCCGAAAACCUGACAAAGUGGAACAAACGGACGAAGAAAUAGACGAAUUCAACUCAGACAAUGGCACAUCGGAUAGCUGGGACGAGGAACCAGAAGGAGCAACAGAUGCUAAAUUGGUGCAAGAAAUUGCCGAAAAAGUUGUGUUGGACAUGACGAAACAAAUGCACCCUAAUGGUGCGGACGUUCCAAGAAGAAAAGAAGUAUCGAGUAAGGAUUGGCCUAAAUGCAGUAUUGCAACGGACCCCAAGAAGGGAAGAAUUUUCAGAAACAAAGCACUGUUAAUACGAAAAGGGGAAAUUGUUUGUAACUACCAUGGAAAACAUGCCCCAGCAAGUCAAGGAAAGGAAGCCCUACUUAAAGAAGUAAAGGACGAAAAUGCCAACUAUAUCACAUUUUAUAACGAUGGAGGGAAACAAACGUGCGUAAAUGCCAACAGGAUACCAUGUGAAUGCCAUCCAGAAAAGGUUGAAGGAACAUUCGGCCAGCUAAUCAGCCACUCAAGACUUAAUAUCAACUGUAAACCCAUACAGCGGAAAAUAAGGGGCAAAUCCCAUAUCUUUAUCCAAGCGGUGAGGGAAUUUAACUUCAACGAAGAACUUUUAUUUGAUUAUGGAGUUAGAAGAGCAGAAAACGGACAGAGAAUAAGCUGGCUAGACCAAUAG
Messenger RNA from Ylistrum balloti, 837 nucleotides. RefSeq lists its product as uncharacterized. The transcript has 3 exons. Gene Ontology annotation, molecular function: protein binding. Bases 1 to 837 code for a protein of 278 amino acids. The record is from RefSeq and is a predicted model, not a curated record. Lineage: Eukaryota; Metazoa; Mollusca; Bivalvia; Pectinida; Pectinidae.